CCGGCAACAGACCUUCUAGGUUGCUCAGCCUCGCCACGAUCAUCUUGUCUUCCAAUUCAUUGCAGCAUCGCCGUCAACAUCAUCAAGAGCAUAGGCAAGAGACCUACUAGUCCCCUCAUCAUCAUCAGCGGUAACGCUCAGCUUAGCAGCGCACUUGCUGCCUACCGCCCGCUGCCACCUGGGCCGCCGAUUGACUCGACUCCACAUACCCAUCACCUAAACAACCAUCAUGUCGUCGCCCACGGGCAACCUCAUGUUCCAGGAGCUCAGCCAAGCAGAGGAUGCCGGUAAAGCGUCAGCAAUAUCACCAUCACCUGAGCCGGGACCUUCAAGACGCAAGCCAGCCAGCCGCUUCCAAAAGUCAGUGGCCAGCAUCACUGGCGCGACAGCCGUAUCUUUCAUCAUCACGCCUUUAGAUGUCAUCAAGACUCGAUUGCAGACGCAAGCCGCACCCGAGCCCCUCUUCCAGCCCUCAAGCCAUCUCCCCUCAGCGGCCAAGGGCAAGGCGCCGGCUACCAAUGCGGCAACAUGUUGUCAGCAGACCUUCUUCACGGGCGGAGUCAACGAGGAAAGCUUGACAUGCAAGUACGAUCCUCGGGUCGCUGGCAGUCAGCAGACGGGGCCGAGCGGAGAGGCCAGGACAACAUCUUCCUCAACAUACCGUGCUCGUUCCUCCCCUGCGACGCAUCCCCAGCACCCUCGAGCUCCCUUUGCACAUACAACUGCGUUUUCGCACCCAUCAGGCAGCGGUGCAGCUGCAGCUACAAUGCGGCUGCACCCUUCUUCGACGUGUGCAUUCCCCAAUCAAUCGGUCGCUGCAAUGGAGCUGGGGGCAUUGGGAAGUCAGAAUAGGAUGAAUGGCAUCCUCGAUGGGGUGACAAAGGUGGCGAGGGCGGAGGGGAUACGAGGUCUCUUUAGGGGCCUGAGCCCUACAUUGAUGAUGGCAGUGCCAUCGCAAGUCACCUACAUGGGAUGCUACGACGUCUUCCGCGCCUUCUUCCUCUCCUUCGAAACACCAGUCAAGCGUCCACCCAGUGCCAUCAGCAACGCAGCGGCAGCCAGCAACAUCACCUCACAGACAGUCCUGACCUCCCUAGUAGCUGGCGCACUCUCGCGAGGGUGCAGCGCCACCCUGGUCACGCCUCUCGAACUCAUCCGCACCCGUUUGCAAGCAUCGGACGCCUCCCAUUCUUUGACGUCCAUCGUCCGCUCCCUCGGCACUCAAGUCAGGCAAGAAGGAUCACAUGUCCUCUUCCGCGGCCUGGCUUCGACCCUUUGGCGCGACGUGCCCUUCUCUGCCAUCUACUUCAUGGGAUACGAGAUGAUGAAGCGUAGCAUGACGGGUGGUGCUGGCUUAGGCGAAGGGGAGCUCAAGGGUGGGCUGGAGGAGUUCGGAAUCGCCUUUGUGAGCGGGGCCACGAGUGGAAGUGUGGCUGCCGUGUUCACGCAGCCCUUUGACUUGCUCAAGACGAGACAGCAGGCGAGACAGCAAGAGCACUCUUCCUCAUCCUCUGCGGUCACCAGGGGCUCACGCACGAUGCAGGGCUUGAAGACCAUUGUUGCUGAGGAGGGGUGGAAGGGCUUGUUCAGGGGACUGAGCCCGAGGAUGGCAAAGGUGGCCCCGGCGUGUGGCAUCAUGAUUGGAAGCUAUGAGGCGGUGGGGACGCUCUUUGCCAUGGCAGGCAGCGAAUAACAGGAAAUCAAAGAUAGACUCAAUAUGGCAACCAUCGCAUGAAUCUUGUAAUACCAUUCAAUAUCCAGCAG
Messenger RNA from Jaminaea rosea, 1764 nucleotides. Its product is annotated as mitochondrial carrier. Gene Ontology annotation, biological process: mitochondrial transmembrane transport. The coding region runs from base 230 to 1693 and encodes 487 amino acids. The record is from RefSeq and is a predicted model, not a curated record. Lineage: Eukaryota; Fungi; Basidiomycota; Exobasidiomycetes; Microstromatales. The transcript is spliced from 2 exons.